CAUCUCCCCCGCCGCGACCGAGAAGAUAUGGCGGACGAGGGCCCAGCCCCAGCCCCCGCGGCGGCCGCCGCCGUCCCCGUCGGCGGGGCAUCCGCCACCAUACUCGACUCGCUCGGCGAGGACAUCACCCGCAUCGUCGGCCCGGUCUCCGCCUGCAUGCUCAUCGUCGUCCUCCUCGUCUCCCUGCUCUCCUCCCCCUCCUCCCCGUCCCCGCUCGCCGCCUCCUUCGCCGCCGCCGGAGGCGCCGGCCCCGGCGGGGGCGGGGGAGAUGACCUCGCCAGCGCCCUCGUCACCGCCGUCGUUUUCGUCGUCUUCGUCACGGCCGCCACCUUCCUCAUGGCGCUGCUCUUCUACUUCAGCUGCACGCCCUGCCUCCGCGCCUACCUCGGCCUCUCCGCGAUCUGGAUCCUCCUCCUCCUCGGCGGCCAGAUGUGCCUCCUCCUCCUCUCCCGCCUCCGCCUCCCGCUCGACGUCGUCUCCUGCGCGCUGCUCCUCCCCAACGCGGCCGCGGCGCUCGCCAUCGCCGCGAUCUCGCCGGCGUCCGUCCCCAUCGCGCUCCACCAGGCCGCGCUCCUCGCCAUCGCCGUGCUCACCGCCUUCUGGUUCACGCUGCUCCCCGAGUGGACCACCUGGGCGCUGCUCGUCGCCAUGGCCGUCUACGACCUCGGCGCCGUCCUCAUCCCCGGUGGCCCCCUGAGGGUUCUUCUUGAGCUGGCCAUUGAGAGGAACGAGGAGAUACCGGCGCUGGUGUACGGGGCAAGGCCAGUGGAUCCCAGGCACGGCCAGAAUUGGCGGCUUUGGAGGGAGAGGGCGCGGCAGCUCGGCGGGGAUUUGGACCCCAGCUCCACAGUUGAGGUGAUUGGUGAGGUGCUGGGGAGAAAUCCUCUUCUCAAUUCAGGUGGCAAUUCACCCAAUUCGACGACCCAAGCCGGUGAGCAGACGAACUUCACUGGUGCUGUUAGUAAUUCAAGGCUCAGGGAGUCACCGGUGCCAGAUUUGAGCUCUGGUUCUGCCAAUGCACAAGUCAGAGAGGCGCUUGCAUUGCCGGAGACUAGACUGGAUAUUGCUGAACUGAGGGUACCGUUGAUCCAGCCACAGCCAGAUAGAACCAGUGACGAUGACGACGACGAUGAUGAAGAUGGCAUCGGGUUGGGCUCAUCAGGGGCAAUCAAGCUUGGGCUGGGGGACUUCAUAUUCUACAGCGUGCUCGUCGGGAGGGCGGCUAUGUAUGACUACAUGACAGUCUACGCGUGCUACCUUGCCAUCAUUGCGGGGCUCGGCAUCACUCUGCUACUGCUGGCAUUCUACCGCAAGGCAUUGCCCGCCCUACCGGUGUCCAUCACCCUCGGCGUUCUGUUUUACGUGCUCACAAGAACACUGCUCGAGACAUUUGUUAUGCAGUGCUCCACAAACUUUCUGAUGUUUUAGCAUCCAUGUUUGUAUGUCAUUAUAGUUCACAUUCAAGGCCUUCUCCAGUUGGUUAGGUUGUAUUUUGGGAACUGUUCACCCUGGUCACGCCAUGUUUGUGAAACUGUUAAUCUGAUGGCGUACACGACAUGUUGAUAUAUGUACCGGCUCUUUACCAUUACUGUCAAAAAAUUUACGGUAUGGAUACUUGAUUUCUGGAAGAAGGUACUUUUGUUUUGAA
Messenger RNA from Triticum dicoccoides, 1648 nucleotides. Its product is annotated as presenilin-like protein At2g29900. Gene Ontology annotation, cellular component: gamma-secretase complex; membrane. Lineage: Eukaryota; Viridiplantae; Streptophyta; Magnoliopsida; Poales; Poaceae. Gene Ontology annotation, biological process: membrane protein ectodomain proteolysis; protein processing. Gene Ontology annotation, molecular function: aspartic endopeptidase activity, intramembrane cleaving. Bases 28 to 1428 code for a protein of 466 amino acids. The transcript has a single exon. The record is from RefSeq and is a predicted model, not a curated record.